This is a messenger RNA of Vitis riparia (riverbank grape), 497 nucleotides long. RefSeq names its product glycine-rich protein 5-like. The record is from RefSeq and is a predicted model, not a curated record. The coding region runs from base 24 to 332 and encodes 102 amino acids. The transcript is spliced from 2 exons. NCBI's taxonomy places the organism in Eukaryota, Viridiplantae, Streptophyta, Magnoliopsida, Vitales, Vitaceae.
UUUAAGUAUCAUUCCCUGAAAAAAUGGCUUCUAAGCUGCUUCUGCUUCUGCUUCUUGGCGCUGUUGUUUGCACCACUGGUUUUGCUAGGAAGCUUGUGAGCCAAAAGGAUUAUUUGGAGGAUGAGAAGACUUUCUUUAAUCAUCCUACAUAUGGUGGAGGGCUAGGUGGUGGGGGUGGUGGUGGUGGUGGCGGCUUGGGUGGAGGCGGUGGAGCUGGCUUUGGAGGCUUCGGUGGUGGCGGUGGCGGUGGCGGUGGUGGCGGACUAGGCGGUGGAGCUGGUGGUGGAUUUGGUGGGGGUGCUGGUGGUGGACUUGGAGGUGGAUUGCCCUAAGUUCAUGCAGAAGAAAUAAAUGUUCUCAUGCAUGGUUAUUGCAUGGAUCUUAAAUGUUCAAAUGUAUUAAUUUGUGAUGUAAUUUUACUUCAUGGCAUGUUCGCAUUAUUAUUUGUAUGAUGUUGAGUUCAAAUCUUAAUGAAGAAUAAGCUCUUUCCAUAUAUA